UAUGUCUAUUCGACUUUGAUCUGUACUUCAGUUGUGACAAAACUAUUUUCAUAAUUACUUUGUCUAUGCAAUAGUCUUUGUCUAGCAAUCAGCUCACCUGACAAAACAUUUAAACUUUUAACAUACUAUGCAUACCAUUCACCUAUGUAUGUAAUAUGUUAAAUAUGGAGUAUCUGCUGCCUCUCUAUGUAUGUAUUGUGGUGCAGAGUUUAACAUACUGAAAACAAAUCCCACUGGCCUUGGUCAUAUAGCUAAUAAACAACCUAUCUAUCUAUCUAUCUAUCUAUCUAUUUAAGACAUUGAUUACAUCAUACUGGUGGAGAAAGCGUUGAGGCUACUAUACUGUAGUCGCUCUUGAUAAAUAUGUAAUGUAUGAAUGUAAAUCUAAUAUAGAUGUCAAACAUACAGUUAUACUACUAUUCUUUAACCACGAUAGCCAGUAUAUUCUUCAAACGGGAAACAGGUAUGAUUAGGGUUACUGACAAAAAAUCGUGUAAUUUCAAUAUGCAUGACAGAAAGACACGCGUUAUUCAUAAACGCAAAGUUUGACCCUUCAAAGUUUCCGUAUGUUUGUGUUGGAUCGAGACCGAUGGAGACCUGGGACGACGAGGACGAAGAUGGCGGAGGAGCUAGAUAGAGUACGAAUAUCCGCUGCUGAGCUACGAGCAGAAGCUACAACGUUGGUCACACGUCGAGAAAAUAACAAAGAUUUACGAGAAGAUGGCAAACGGCAGAGACAGCGGGAGGUAAAGCGUCCAGAUAUACAGCGCUACCAUCCGGGUGCAGGGCACAGACGCAAAGAGAGCGUAGAGGCGGACGACUCACCGCAAAGCCCAUCCCAACCGGUCCUUACUCCAUAUAUGGAUGAGGCAAUGUCAAAGCUGGAAACGCCAGCCUUGGGGACAGUGGGAUCUCACAGUAGCCCCAAGCCCAGGGUUCACAGGGAGUCAAGCUGUCAGGACGAAGAUAUGUCAUCUACUGAGCAACGAUUAUUGGAUUCUGUCCUUAGCAACAACAGCACUGAGAGCAAAGGCACAGAAGCUUCUGGCAGGAAGGGUGCUGUGAAGGAAGCACAGGGUUCUGACCCUGGGACUCGAAAAACACGCAAGCCUGACCGUCAGAUAUACCAGGCCGGAAGCCGCAGGUCAAAGGACUUCAAAGACUCUGGUCCUAACAAGGACCCAGAGAAGGGCACCGUGGAUGUAGAGCACUCUGGCCCGAGCAGUGAGAUGGAGAAGGGGAGUAGGGAGGCAGAGCUAGGCCACACGGACGAGAACAAACAGGAGUCGCAGCCUGCCGGAAAGCCCAGGGACCGGGAGGAGAACAGAGGCUCGUCUGAGGUGCAGGGGAAAGGGAGGGAGGAGAACAGAGGCUCGUCUGAGGUGCAGGGGAAAGGGAGGGAGGAGAACAGAGGCUCGUCUGAGGUGCAGGGGAAAGGGAGGGAGGAGAAGGGAAGGGGCAGGCGAAGCAAGGACUCUAACAGGAGGCAAGAGCAAGGGAAGCCGGGGAAAAGAGACGGAGGGACGUCAGGUGUGUCCCAUGAGGACGCAGCUUGUGUGGACACCUUGAUGAGCAAAGUGGAGAAGCUGAGCAUGGGUGACUGUCCUGAGAUAGAGACGGAGGGAAAGAGGGGAGGGGAUGGCGAGGAGGGACAGAACAGGAGACGGAAAUCGGGCAACGAAGGCAGGAAGGGUCGAACUAGUGUGAGUGGAGCUGAAGUGACCACGACGCCGGAGGGUGGCAGCAGCAAAAAGAAGGAUAAGGGAACCCGCCGACCAAGAGGAGGGGAGAGAGCGUCCCAGUCGGACUCUGCGAAGAGAGACCCCGUGGAGGCAGAGAAGGGGAAAAGCGUAGAGAUGGCCCCAGAAGUAGGCAUGCUUAGACAGGCCAAGGGGAGAGAUAAGCAGCAGCAGCAGCAGAGAGAUUCUGACAGGCCACAACCUAGGGACAACAGGUUCAAAAAGAAGGAUGGCGAUGCAGAAAGGGUCACAGAAGAGGGUGACCGGAGCAAAGCAAACAGGCCCAAAGCAGUCACGCCAUCGAAGCGCUAUUCCAAAUCUGACAUCCGGCGGGCUAGAAACCGGACUUGCAGCACCAGCUCAGCCAGUAGUGGCACCAGCCUCGAUGGGCCACUAGAGGGCGAUAUGCGCAGAGCUCUACCCGGGCGUGGGGGAAUUCGGGACCGAGUAGAGGUGGGGUCCAGGGGGUCGGCGCCCCCCAUCUCCACUAGCAGAGCAACGGGAGAAAGGGGAGAUGGAAGACGGCCUAACGCCAACCACCAAAGGAGACGGACGAACAGAGACGUCUCUUCCUCUGACUCCCAUGAUGAGUUUGGUUGGCAGAAGGGGCGUCCUCGGAAAACGAGGGGCAGUGAUGAAGACUGGAGCCCAGAACGGACCCCGGAGAAAUCGGGCAGGGGCCAGAGAGGAGGCUCCGUUGGUGGCAGAGGUGGGAUCCUGAGAGUGGCGGUGAACAGGCAGACCGGUUCUUCCCACGCCGUCCCGGCAUCCGGUGAAGACCAGCCUAACAGGAGGCAGAGCGAGUUGCCUCGAGGAAGAGGCAGGGGCAUCCUGGUGCUGCCCGCUCACACCGACCUCACCAGGUCCCCCGAACCGGGGCCCAAGCUCUUUGGGGGAUUGAAGUGGGGCAGAGGAAGAGGAGGUCGCGGAGGCGGCACCAGGAGACUCUGGGACCCCAACAACCCCGACCAGAAGCCUGCCCUGGCUGCCCGCAGUCAGCUCUCCCAGCACGGCGUCGCCCAGCACCCCCUAUACAUGAUGCCACACGGUGGCUACGGCCCCCUGCAGUUCCUUGACACUGAUGACGAAGCCACCGGAAGUCCUCCAGUCCGCAAGGGGGAGCACUUCCAAGGCCACCCCGCCUCAGCCAUGGCCUACUACAAGUUCCAAAACUCGGACAACCCCUACUGCUACCCGGUGCCCGCCGACGCCUCUGGCACUCCCCCGCGCUACGCUUACCCCUACCCCGUGCCCUACUCCGGGGAGGUCUACCCGUCCCCCCCCUUCUACAACUCCUACGGGCCGGCCGGGCCGGGGAUGGUGUCCGCGGGGCCUCUGCUGUCUCCGGAGGAGGCUGAAGAGCAGGCGAGGGGGGAGCUGGGCAGGCUGCUGAGGUCGGUGGUCUCUCAGGAGCUGCAGCUGAGCAACCUGCUCUCCCGCGACCACAUCAGCCUGGAGGGCCUGGAGCGCAUGGCACAGUUCAGGGCAGAGCUGUUGGCGAUGUACGAGCGAGUGAUUCUGACCGACAUUGAGUUCUCCGACUCUCAGAAUCUCGACCAGGCACUGUGGAAGAACGUGUUCUACCAGGUGAUUGAGCGUUUCCGUCAGAUGAUGAAGGACUCUCCCACGGACACUCCUCCUUAUGUGCGCAACAUGCUCUUCACCGUACUGGAUGAGGGGGCAGCGUUCUUUGAUGCGCUGCUGCAGAAACUCCAGACUGUGUUCCAGUUUAAGCUGGAGGACUACAUGGACGGCAUGGCCAUACGGGCACGUCCUCUGAGGAAGACGGUGAAGUAUGCCCUGAUCAGUGGUCAGAGGUGUAUGAUCUGUCAGGGUGACAUCGCCAGGUACAGGGAGCAGGCCACUGACUCUGCCAACUACGGCAAGGCCCGCAGUUGGUACCUGAAGGCCCAGCAGAUAGCCCCCAAAAAUGGCCGCCCGUAUAAUCAGCUGGCCCUACUGGCUGUCUACACGAAGCGUAAGCUGGAUGCGGUGUAUUACUACAUGCGGAGCCUGGCUGCCAGUAACCCCAUCCUCACGGCUAAGGAGAGCCUUAUGGGUCUGUUUGAGGAAGCCAAACGCAAGGCGGAUGACGUGGAGCGGCGCAAGCAGCAGGAGUCUGAGGGGGCGUCCCGUGGGGCGCGGGGGCGAGGUGCAGGAACGGGGGCUGGGGGCGCAGGAGGAGGAGGGGGAGGGGGAGGGGGGCGAGGCAGCAUGGAUGCCACAAGGGAGGAGAUAUGGAUCCGACCGAGCCGGCAGCCCAGAGGUUCCUGGCCCGAGAGCGAGUCCGGAAAAGAUUCCGAUCUAGACGGAGAGCUGGGAACACUUGGCUCCAGAGAUCUUCAGAAGAGGUUUAUCCUCAGUUUCCUGCACGCCCAUGGGAAGCUCUUCACUAAAGUCGGCAUGGAGACAUUUCCUGCUGUAGCGGCUCGGGUUCUUCAGGAGUUCCGGGUCCUCCUGCAGCAUAGCCCCUCCCCUCUUGGAAGCACACGCCUACUCCAGAUCAUCACCAUCAACAUGUUCACUAUCCACUAUGCACAGAGCAGAGAUGGAGAUGGGGAUGUUCGGUCCAUACAUCAGGAGCAGGCCACAGCUCUGGGGUUGGCCAUGUUCGGGCUGCUGGUGCAGCGCUGCUCACAGCUGGUUAGAGAGGUACCUACAGACUCUGUGUGUGUGGACGGCUGUGACGUGGGCUCUAACUGCACCGACUGUGCCGUGGAGAAGAUGAUGAGGGUGUCUGCCUUCUCCCCUGACCUCCGAGAGCUCCUGCCCAGCGCCAAGGUCUGGUCCGACUGGAUGCUGGGCCAUCCCGAGCACUGGAACCCUCCGCCAAACAGCAUGGAGAGCAGUCCCAGUGUGUGGGUCUGGCUGGCUGAGUUGUGUAAUGAUCUGGCACGUGUGUACCAUGACGAGGCGGCGCUCUACAAGCAUGGGGAGGAGGGCGAGGGGGAGGGGGAGGGGGAGGAGGAUGAGGAGCUCAACCUGCUCCUGCUGCAGGAAGACCUCCUGCUGGCCGGCUUUGUGCCGCUCCUCGCCGCUCCUCAGGAGCCCUGCUACAUGGACCGCAGCACUGACAAGGCUAAUGCUGCGGACUGCAAGCGCAUCACCCAGCUGAAGUACUUCCUGGAGGCCUUGUGUGGACAGGAAGAGCCUUUACUGGCCUUCAAAGGAGGGAAGUACGUUUCCAUGGUGAAGGCCCCUGCAUCAACCAGUGAGGAGCAGCAGAAGGAAAGCCAGAGUGAUGAUGUCAUAGUGGAAGCGGAGUCGUCUGGGUCGGAGGCGGACUUGGGGUUGGAGGCGGAGCUAGCGGAUGGCAGUGAGAAUGACAUCAAAGAGCUGAGGGCCAGACGCCACGCCCUCACUCAAGAGCUGGCCCAGCAGCAGAAACGCAGAGACAAGAUACAGGAGGUGCUGCAGACGUGUCGUCGCCUGGAGCUGCGGAUCCAGCCGGUGUACCUGGUCCCCGACACCAACGGCUUCAUUGACCACCUGGUGGGCCUGAGGAGUCUGGUGGCCUGCGGCCUCUACGUGGUGGUGGUGCCCCUCAUAGUGAUCACUGAGCUGGAUGGUUUGGCUAAGGGCCAGCAGGAUGCCCGUGACGGCGGUGCCCAUGCGCGCCACGUGCAGGAGCAGGCCAGGGAGGCGGUGGCGUUCCUGGAGAAGAGCUUUGAGGCCAGGGAGCCCUGCCUGCAAGCCCUCACCAGCCGGGGCAGCCAGCUCGACUCCAUCGCCUUCCGCAGCGAGGACAUCUCCGGACAGAAGGGGACCAAUGAUGACGUCAUCCUGUCCUGUUGUCUGCACUACUGCAAGGACAAGCCCAAGGACCUGGUGCCUGCCCAGAAAGAUGGGAAGGUGCGGCUGCGCAGGGAGGUGGUUCUCCUGACGGACGACAGGAACCUGCGCGUCAAGGCGCUUACGCGGAAUGUUCCGGUCCGUGAAAUCCCGGCGUUCCUGCGCUGGGCCAAAGUGGGCUGAAGAGCGCGGUCCGUACACCGGGAGAAAACACUCGACUCGACUCGACAUCCACCCCUCCGGAGUGGAGAGAGCGACAGAUGACAAACCUCACAGAUCAGCGUGAAAGAGAGAGAGAGAGAGAGAUGGGAAGAGAAGGAGAGGGAGAAUGCUUCAUGUUUUUUUUUUUUUUUGGAAAUGUUGUUCGGGAGACUG
Messenger RNA from Clupea harengus (Atlantic herring), 5906 nucleotides. It is a transcript of the gene smg6, whose product is annotated as SMG6 nonsense mediated mRNA decay factor. NCBI's taxonomy places the organism in Eukaryota, Metazoa, Chordata, Actinopteri, Clupeiformes, Clupeidae. Gene Ontology annotation, molecular function: telomeric repeat DNA binding; protein binding; telomerase RNA binding. The record is from RefSeq and is a predicted model, not a curated record. Gene Ontology annotation, biological process: nuclear-transcribed mRNA catabolic process, nonsense-mediated decay. Gene Ontology annotation, cellular component: telomerase holoenzyme complex.